CUUGCAUUGUUGCUUAGAGUGGUCAGAAGACUCUGCAUUUUGUCAGCGUCUUCGCCAAAUAAAACUAUGUCAUCAGCAUAUUCUAAGUCAACAAGUGAACCUCUCGGUAGAAGUUCAACCCCUGUAAAUUUAGAUGAGGAGAGUGUUAUCUCUAAAAGUACGUCAAUGACAAAGUUGAACAAGAAUGGGGAGAGUGGAAGAAAUCCGACAGAUUACAGACCAGAUACAAUUAAGGAUGAGUUUUACCAUCCAUUAAGUGAUGUCCUGCAGAAAGCACGUUCGACAAAUAUUGCAGUACUAACCGGAGAUUUGUAUGCACAGGUCGAUCAUUCAGAUACAGAGGUGUGAUUUGGAUGACCAAUUUGGACUUGUCAACCACUGGUCAGAUAGCGACGACCGUUUCCUGUAACUGAGUAAACUAUAACCGGUUCCUGGCUAGCAAUAACUGUCGGAAAAGUCGUCGCCGACAUGCUACCUGGUGUCCUCCUUCUACAUAUCAAGCCUGGACUCAUUGAUCACACCACAAUCAGCUACCGCUAGCAUGGUUGUGUAUAAGACUACCGCUCCUUCUGGAGUACUUAUCUUGACUCUGACGAUGCCCUCUUUUGAAUUACUCUGAUUUCACAUUUCAGUAGCCAAAAAAUUCAUCGUCCCAAACAGAUCGAUGUCAGUAAAUUGGUUGCAGUUUCCGUUGCAACUAAAUAUCAAACCGAGCUAGGCUCAAGGCUGGUUACCAUCACAUCGAAAAGUAUGGAUGAGCAUUGAGGGUAUUUGUAUAAAGCCGUGAAAAUGGAGAGUAAAGUCGCAUGCGAUUUCGCGAGAUGUCCUGUUUAUGAACACUGGGUUUCUACAAGCUUUUUACAACCCUUUAGGGCACGUCACUUUAUUCCGGCUAACCACGAGCUUGAUGAUAAACGUAGAUUCUUACGUAAGGACAUUUUGCAAAGUUUGCGCAAGGUCCAAGAAGUCUGGUGGUUAGAACGUGCCAAUAAUUUGGAAGCAGCAGCUGCAUCUGGUAACUGCCGGAAGCUUCUCCGGCUUAUCCGAGUCACUGGCAGCAAGCAGUCUGGUGCAAAACAAUCGGUGAAGCUGGUGGGAUUCCACUCAAACACAAGUACCGACAUAUUGGAUGAUAGGUAGUUUUUCGAGUAACAGAUUAUCUGGUCUGCUGCCCCGGCGAUGUCGAUCAGACUGUCCUGCCCUACAUGGCCCGUGACGACUGAUCUUUAUUUAUUUAUUUUAUUUUAACACAAAGAUAUUGGUACAAGGAGGCACCAAAUAUAUAUGCGCCACACAAAUCUCAUUAGAUAUGUGUGAGGGCUGUGAUACUGUCCGGGUGCCCAAACCGAAGUAGGUGGUUCUCUUAGGGGGCCACACCCAGAGCCUUCGAUCUGAAGGUCUGAUCCACGAGGC
Schistosoma haematobium is the source of this 1413-nucleotide messenger RNA. Its product is annotated as ATP-binding cassette sub- A member 3. Lineage: Eukaryota; Metazoa; Platyhelminthes; Trematoda; Strigeidida; Schistosomatidae. The record is from RefSeq and is a predicted model, not a curated record. Bases 790 to 1140 code for a protein of 116 amino acids. The transcript has 2 exons.